AUGGAUCGAAGCAAUGGUACACUUGGUAUAAUUUCUGUCCAAAAUAUAACCUACAUGUAUCCAAAUAGUAGUUGGAUGCCGAUAAUUUCGACAAAUGAGAUCAAGCAGUUGUUUGCAUAUGCGUCCCGGAGACAUUUCUGUGUAUGCGCGAGCCAAUUGGCCCAAGAUAUGACUACAGUCUUUCACCUAGGACAAAGCUGGAUACACAAAGACUCAAGGAACUUCAUCGCGCUCUAUAAAGUCGACAUGAAGCUCGCUUUUGAGAACUUCCGACUUUCUCCCCGUUGCUCGUAA
This is a messenger RNA of Morchella importuna, 294 nucleotides long. RefSeq lists its product as uncharacterized. NCBI's taxonomy places the organism in Eukaryota, Fungi, Ascomycota, Pezizomycetes, Pezizales, Morchellaceae. The record is from RefSeq and is a predicted model, not a curated record. The transcript has 3 exons. The coding region runs from base 1 to 294 and encodes 97 amino acids.